UGCUUGCUAAAGCUUGCCUUCUUCUCCUCUCCUGUGUGAAGCUUUCUCUCUUUACUUCUUCUGCAGCUUUUUUAGGUAACAAUGAACUUCCCUCAAAACGCUAACCCUAACCCUAAUUUUCCCUUAUUUCCUGAUCAUCAUCACUAUAACAUGACGACAGUCGAGCCGGAGUUCGAGCUUUCCGAUUAUCUGAUUACCGCUGAUUAUCGUCACGACCAUGAUCAAGAUAAUCAAGAUUCUUACUCUUCUCAAAGCAUGGUGUCUUUACAAAUGAUCCCUCACGGAUACUCUACUGGUGCAGCCUCAAGAAACAGUAACAUGGAAUCCGAAAAUGGGGUGGCGAUGAAAAAGAAGAAGAAUAAUGAAGCGGGGAACAGGGUGGCCUUCAGGACGAAAUCGGAGCUUGAAGUGAUGGACGAUGGAUUUAAAUGGAGGAAAUAUGGGAAGAAGUCGGUGAAGAACAGCCCCAAUCCGAGGAACUAUUACAAAUGUUCAAGUGGGGGAUGUAACGUGAAGAAAAGAGUAGAAAGAGACAGAGAAGAUUCAAGCUAUGUGAUAACAACUUAUGAAGGAGUUCACAAUCAUGAAAGCCCUUGUGAUGUUUAUUAUAAUCAAAUCCCUUCUUUCAAUAUGCUUCCUAACGAUGCUUGCACUUUGCAGGCUUCUUCUCCUCUCUUUUCUUCUUCGUCUUUUUCAUAGCUAUCUAUUCUUUCUUCUCAGAGUUUUGAUUUGUCAAUACAUGUUUUAAGUGUUUAUAUAUA
Messenger RNA from Mangifera indica (mango), 761 nucleotides. RefSeq names its product probable WRKY transcription factor 51. Lineage: Eukaryota; Viridiplantae; Streptophyta; Magnoliopsida; Sapindales; Anacardiaceae. The transcript is spliced from 3 exons. The record is from RefSeq and is a predicted model, not a curated record. Bases 82 to 699 code for a protein of 205 amino acids. Gene Ontology annotation, biological process: regulation of DNA-templated transcription. Gene Ontology annotation, molecular function: sequence-specific DNA binding; DNA-binding transcription factor activity.